Messenger RNA from Carassius auratus (goldfish), 3512 nucleotides. RefSeq names its product sphingosine 1-phosphate receptor 2-like. Bases 1449 to 2513 code for a protein of 354 amino acids. Gene Ontology annotation, cellular component: membrane. Lineage: Eukaryota; Metazoa; Chordata; Actinopteri; Cypriniformes; Cyprinidae. Gene Ontology annotation, biological process: G protein-coupled receptor signaling pathway. The transcript has 2 exons. Gene Ontology annotation, molecular function: sphingosine-1-phosphate receptor activity. The record is from RefSeq and is a predicted model, not a curated record.
UUUUGGGUGAACUCUUCCUUUUGCGUUUUUGACCGUAUAAAUUGUAUUUUUUGUCACUAAUUGUAAAAUUGAAGUCUGUGCACAAAACCAAGAGAGAACCCAAAUGUUGAAAUGACCUUACAGCUUUCAAGAUUAAAGAAACCUUGCAGUCUCCCUCUUCCGAUAAUAUUAACCAUUUUACUGGCCACGAAGAGGUUUGGAGAUCAUUUUUGUGUUAGUGAGCCAUAAAACAUUUCUGAACGAUUUGUGGCUAGAAGUACACCAUUAAGUGCUAGAUAUGCAGUUAUGUGGUUACUGCGUGGUUUUCAGCCGUCUACCGGGCAGCAGUAUGUCAAACUGCAUUAAGUUUCCAGCAGGUACUGAAAGAGAUAACGGCAUGCUAGACUUGCCCCUUGUAAUAGACCGUGCAUUGUUACCCUGACUGUCUUUGUUUGUGCACCUGAAAGAAGCCCACCGAGGAAGCCCUGUUGGUAUGAGGAGCCGGAUUGCUUGCUAGAGCUUGGCAGAUUAAAUUGUGGUGGGGGGCUUUGUCCAUCAAACCUGUUCAUUCAGUUGUGGAUUCUGUGAUAGGAUCAGGCCCAUCCUCAUGCUAAUGCAAAGUCAUGAAUGUGCAUGAGAGACAGAAAGACAAGGAUCCUGCCCACACGGGGCUUUUAGGAUGAGAAUGGCCUGGAUCUGUGAUCUCUGGUGGGAUGUUGCUGCACUUGUUUCUUUUUUCUUUUUUGCCAAUCAUUUGCUGAAACAGACGUUGCACAACUUUAUCAUCUUGUCAUUUUACUGAGACUAAAUGAAACCGUUGACGUUCUUGCAUAACUUGCGGUAAACAUUUAUACUAAAACAACGAUUUUUAGGGGGGAAAUGGUUUCUCACUUCUCUGAAAUAUUUAAAUAAAUUGCUGAUAUUGUGUAAUUGGUACGUCUGGUCUAGUUUCAUCUCCCUCGAUGGUAAGACGAGGUGUUUUUACGAAUGUCUAAUGAAAUGGCCCUUGGCGAACGCACAGGUCGCUAGCAAGACUUAUGUGUGGUGAAGCAAAAACACAAAUGCAUGGACAUGUCAAACCCUGGACCCCUGAAACUCAGUAUUGCAGAAAAACAUAUUCAGACAAUGUCACAUAUUAGAUUCACAGCUUGCUGUGUCAGUAACACACUUAAAGGCCAUCAUGAUAUGACUUCUGACUUAUUCCUAUAACAUAUCAAGAACUCAUUAGCUUGUUGACUUUAAUCUGCUUUGGAUCGAUAACUAAACCACACCCUGUGGGCAAUAAAUGGCAAAGGGUAGAAGCGUAACAUGCCCCAGAUGUUUUUGAGAGCGACGGUGGCAGUCCUGCUAUAAAGUCAUGAUAACUUAAGGUGACACUGAGGAGCUUCCUGGGCCACUGAGACGUGUCUUCGGCCGCCCUCUCAUUGACUUCUGGCCGUCUGGUUGCAGGGCUUUACCAAGGUGCCACCAUGAGCAAAUACUCCCAGUACUUCAACAAGUGCCUCGUAGAGGUCCACUAUAGCAUCGUCAGGAACAUGAGCCAGAAGGAAAUAGCGGGCCGCAGGGAGACUGAACAAAGACUGAGCACCCUGAACAUUUUAUUUGUUAUAAUCUGCAGUAUCAUCAUCUUCGAAAACCUCUUGGUGCUCAUUGCUGUGUUUCGCAAUAAGAAGUUCCACUCUGCCAUGUUCUUCUUCAUCGGGAACCUGGCCUUCUCGGACCUAUUGGCUGGCUCUGCUUAUAUUGCCAACAUCUUCCUUUCAGGCCCUAAGACAUUUAGGUUGGUGCCUGUCCAGUGGUUCAUACGAGAAGGGACUACUUUCAUAGCACUGGCUGCCUCAGUUUUCAGCCUGCUGGCUAUCGCCAUAGAGCGCUACAUUGCCAUCACCAAGGUCAAGGUUUAUGGCUCCAACAAAACUUGCCGCAUGUUCCUUUUGAUCGGAGCAUGCUGGGUGAUGUCCAUCCUUCUGGGAGGUCUUCCCAUUUUUGGUUGGAACUGUAUUAAUAACGUUGUGGAUUGCUCCUCUGUCCUGCCUCUCAACUCCCGAUACUAUAUCCUUUUUGUUGUUACCGUCUUCACCGUCAUCUUGAUGUCCAUUGUGAUCCUUUACGUUCGCAUCUAUCUUAUUGUGCGUACAAGCCAGCGAGAGGCCACCAAUUCUCCAGCUUAUGCUCUCCUGAAGACCGUCACGAUUGUGCUUGGCGUAUUCAUCAUUUGUUGGUUACCCGCAUUCACCAUCCUUCUCUUGGACGCUUCCUGUACGAUAAAAGAAUGUCCUAUCCUCAACAAUGCUACCAUCUUCUUCAGCAUCACCACAAUGAAUUCGGCGCUGAACCCGCUGAUCUACACAUUGCGGAGUAAGGACAUGAGGAGGGAGUUCCUCAGGGUGCUUUGCUGCUGGGGGCUGUUCAAUUGUGGCAGGCCUUCUCACCGCUGCAUGGUGCCACUCAGGAGCUCGAUUUCAAUGGAGCACUGCACCCACAAACACGAACAUCAGUCAAUUCCCAUCAUGCAGGACUGCACUUCUGUCUGAUUUUGUCUCCUCAGUGCCCAGGUGUUUGAAGACCAGGGGAGACCCCUUCUUUGAGGCAAGGCGCAGAAGACAGAAUUGUUCAGUGACCUCACAGAUGACAGGUGAAUCACAAUCAGUGUCUUUGGACUCAUGGACAUUUAGAGCAGAUAUCACAGCUGUGCUACCGGACUCCUGCGUGUCGUUUGUUGCUUCUGUCCUUGCAAAAGUUCCUGAACGUCACAGAAUGAGACUUCACCACGUAUUUGACUUCAUAAGGCACAUUAAAGAAAGCCAAUUUCAAAUGGGAAUAUCCAUUGAAGCUCUUCGACAAAACAUGAAAAAUGAAAGUAUCACUUUGCAGACUUCUAGGCAGCUUGGGAUUGUAAUUUUCUCAUAUGCUGACCAACCUAACAGAAGUCGCAUACAAGAUGUAUCCUAUCCACAAGUAGAUUACCACUGUCUUGGUUCAGAGAUUUGAGAGUACUGGUUGAAAUGUACAGAUCGACAAUGCACUCCGUGUGAGCCAAUCAAAACAUGCAUUGCAUGCAUUGCAAGCUUGCAGAACCUCUCCUAAUGUAUACAUCAAGUAACUUGAUAUACAUAACAUCCUUUGAUUGCCGUCAAUAAAAGGAUUCCACUUCAUUGUAUUGCAUGAAAGUCUAACCUGUGUAAAAAAAAACAAUAUGUAUGACCAAUCUAUGUACAAUUGUCAAUGUUACUUCUCUUUGUAUUUUAUUUUGCUUUAACAUUCCUUUUUUUUUUUUUUCCUUAAAGCACGAUCAGAAUGUGAUUACUGAAUUCCUGACACGAGUUUCUCUCAGCAGCUGGUGUAAAUGCUGGUUGUGUUGGGAUGACAAUGCUGUAGCUUCGCUGCGGCAGCGUGUGCUUUGUUUUGUGCCCAAUUCUACGAAUGAAACUGAAUAUAAGAAUGAAGUGUAACGAGCGAACAUUUUUCGCUGAUCGACAGUAUUACCAAACAUCAUUGUUUUCCUGUUGAUUAUUGAGCUUGCAGCAACAAGA